ACACAUAUGCUAAGACAUUUGCUGAAAUAUUAUGUUUACAUUUUUCAUCUUGCUGGAACUUUUGUGAACUUUUAAAAGUUGGUGUACAUUGUUUCUGACCGGAGGAGAUUAUUGUAUGCACAACCGGAAACACGUGUAGACUGCAGUUCGAUCAUCAACAUGGGGCGACCAAGGAGGUCUGUGAGUCGGAAAAAGCCUCGAACAAAGGAAGAAUAUGACAGUGAUGACCCCUUGGCUUACAAGGACAUGCCCGUCCCUGACAAGAAGUCCUCUCAGUAUUUCCAAGAUGAAGUCGAUGAUUUCCACGAAGAGAAGCAUAAGAAGCUCAUGGCAAGUGGAGUUGAAUUUGACAGCGACCCAGAAGAUAUUGCUGAUGAGGAGGAGGUGAUGGGUCUGGAUCUGACAGACUCUGAGGAGGAGGAAGACAUGGACAGCGACCUGGAACAGAAAAGGGAUGAAGAUCUUCCCAAUGAGCAGGCCUGGGGGCUCCAGAAGAAGGUAUUCUACGACACAGACUACGUGGAUUCCAAGAAGAAGACCCAGCAGGAGGCUGAAGCAGAGGAGGAGGAGGAAGAGCAGGAGGCCAAAAGCAUCCAGAGCAGACUGGUGGGGCAGCUGAGCGAGGAGGACUACGAUCUGCACCUCCUGCAGGAGUUCUCCACAGAGCAGGAGGCUGCGAAGAAGCCUGAGAAGGAGGAGCUGAUUGUCAAGGACCUGAAGAAGAUGAGCCACAAGGAGAAGAUGAAGCUGCUCAAGAAAGAGUCCCCAGAGCUGCUAGAGCUCAUCCAGGACUUCAAAGACAAGCUGACUGAGCUGAAAGAUGAGCUGCAGCCUCUGCUGGACAUGGUGAAGGAGGGGAGAAUUCCCCCUGGAAAGGGGGCUGACUAUCUGCAGACCAAACACCAGCUCUAUCUGAAUUACUGCACAAAUGUAAGUUUUUAUUUAGUUCUGAAGGCCAGGAGAAUCGCCGUGCACAACCAUCCUGUGAUCGAGAGGCUGGUAACUUACAGGAAUCUAAUCAAUGAUUUGGGAGGCGUGGAUGCCAAGUUAUCAUCAGAAAUCCGCCUGCUGCUUAGCGAAGCACAGCAUGGCCAGACCAACAGAGCGGUGAAGGAGAAAGGAAAGAAUCCACAGAGGAGCGAACGAAAGGCAGAGAAGCGGGCGACUGUGUCAUCUCAGCCUGCAGGGGGUGAUGCUGGUUCUGAUCUGGACGAGGAGGCGGCUCUGCAUUACUACAGGGAGGCGGAGGAGAAGGUGAAACUGAAGAAGAGGAAGAAGGGGCAGGAGGAGGAGGGAUUGGGAGUGGAAGCUGAAGAGGAACUGGCUCCAGAUGCAAAGAGAGCCAUCACUUACCAGAUCGCCAAAAACAAAGGCCUCACUCCUAAGAGGAAGAAGAUUGACCGGAACCCCAGAGUCAAGCACCGUGAGAAAUUCAGACGUGCCAAGAUUCGCAGAAAGGGCCAGGUUCGGGAAGUGCGCCGGGAGGAACAAAGAUACGGAGGAGAAUUAUCUGGCAUCCGCGCUGGAGUUAAGAAGGGUGUUAAGCUUAAAUAAUGAUGUCAUCCAUGUGAUGUGGGUAUUAUUUUAUUGUCUGUUUUUCAGCACCAUACUGUUAAAUAAAAAUUACAUUUAA
Polyodon spathula (Mississippi paddlefish) is the source of this 1633-nucleotide messenger RNA. Its product is annotated as something about silencing protein 10-like. The record is from RefSeq and is a predicted model, not a curated record. Gene Ontology annotation, cellular component: nucleolus; small-subunit processome. Gene Ontology annotation, biological process: maturation of SSU-rRNA from tricistronic rRNA transcript (SSU-rRNA, 5.8S rRNA, LSU-rRNA). NCBI's taxonomy places the organism in Eukaryota, Metazoa, Chordata, Actinopteri, Acipenseriformes, Polyodontidae. Bases 160 to 1554 code for a protein of 464 amino acids. The transcript is spliced from 16 exons.